AUGCGCGUUCAUUACUCUGCUUUAGAGGGAGACAUGGCGACGUCCCUGAUCUGCGGCCGUUUGACGGCUAGCCUGAGAAAUUCAGGGGCCAGAAACACUAUCAGCUCCGUUUCCAAGGUUCUCGGUGGGUCUUCUGGUCUUUUUGGAGGCCAUGUGUCUCAGCUGCUGCCCCCACACCAGCAGCAGCAGCAGAGGAACCUCUCCCUACAUGAGUACAUGAGCAUUGGUCUGCUGAAAGAGGCCGGUAUCGCUGUGCCAGCUGGCAUGGUGGCCAGCUCCUCAGAUGAGGCCUACGCUGUAGCCAAGCAGAUCGGUACCAAGGACCUGGUGGUAAAAGCUCAGGUGCUGGCUGGUGGCAGAGGGAAGGGGACAUUUGAAGGCGGACUGAAAGGAGGAGUGAGGAUCGUCUACUCGCCAGAAGAGGCCCGAGACAUUUCAUCCCAGAUGAUUGGUCGAAAGCUGUACACCAAACAGACGGGAGAGGCGGGUCGUAUUUGCAACCAGGUGUUUAUCUGUGAGCGCAGGUACCCACGCAGAGAGUACUACUUCGCCAUCACUAUGGAGAGAUCCUUUCAGGGGCCUGUGCUGAUUGGCAGCUCACAGGGGGGUGUGAACAUUGAAGAUGUUGCAGCGGAAAAUCCAGACGCCAUUGUGAAGGAGCCAAUCGACAUCGUGGAGGGCAUCAAGAUAGAGCAGGCUAUCAAGGUGGCUCAGAAGAUGGGCUUCCCACCUGCACUGAUCAACGAGGCAGCAGAGAACAUGGUCAAACUGUACAAUGUGUUCAUCAAAUACGAUGCCUCCAUGGUCGAGAUCAACCCCAUGGUGGAGGACUCGUCAGGCAUGGUGAUGUGCAUGGACGCCAAGAUCAACUUUGACUCCAAUGCAGAGUACCGCCAGAAGAAGGUGUUUGAUAUGCAGGACUGGACCCAGGAGGACCCCCGGGACCGGCAGGCUGCCAAGGCUGACCUCAACUACAUUGGCCUGGAUGGAACCAUCGGCUGCCUGGUAAAUGGAGCAGGUCUAGCUAUGGCCACCAUGGACAUCAUCAAGCUGCACGGUGGCACGCCAGCCAACUUCCUGGAUGUAGGAGGAGGAGCCACAGCCCAUCAGGUGACUGAGGCCUUCAAACUCAUCACCUCUGACAGGAAGGUUCAGGCCAUCCUGGUCAACAUCUUUGGAGGCAUCAUGAGGUGUGAUGUCAUUGCCCAGGGUAUCAUCAUGGCAGUGAGAGACCUGGACCUUAAAAUCCCGAUUGUAGUGCGGUUACAAGGGACAAGAGUGGAUGAUGCCAAAGCUCUGAUAGCUGCCAGUCCACUGAAAAUCCUGGCCUGUGAUGACCUGGAUGAAGCUGCCAAAAUGGUUGUAAAGCUUUCUGAAAUCGUCUCACUGGCUAAGGAGGCUCAAGUGGACAUCACCUUCCAACUGCCCAUCUAAGAAAGCUCCAUCCUGACGUCUGUGACCUCCUCACCCCCAAAACACUUCCUCUGUCACCCAUCAGGACACACUCACAGCGGCCCGCCACCCCUCCCCCUUGCCCCUUACUCCAACAUCUCUGAGAGACUUAGUUGUUUUUUUUUCUCUUUCCUAGUCUGUGGCAUGGUGGCAUGACUGUAUGCAGACGUCCAACACAAACACAACGUAAGGUUUCACAGAGAGAGCUUAGCCUCCUUUUUUAGUCACACUGCAGUCUCCAUUUCCUGUCUCCAUUAUGUUGCACUUGAGUCAAUACGCACAAACCUCCACCUUCAACCCCCCUCCCUCUACUCCUCUUUCACUCACUUCCACACUCUGAGAGGGAGACCUGUAGGGAACCAGUUUGUUUACUUUGGUACUCGUUGGGAGAACUUCCUUCACUCCAUUUAAAUAAAUAAAAACACUUUUCGGUUUGAUUUCAGAGUCAGACAUGAUUAGUUUUUUUCACUUGAAUGAAAAGGAAUCAUUUUGGGUCAGGAGUCAGAGUUGCUGCAGAUCAGUGCUGUUAAUAAAAGCAUGGCUGAAUGCCUCUAGUUACAUAAAUACACACAUAGAUUUGCAUAGAGUGCCUUUGGAGUGUGUAAACAGGAAUGUAAGAAAAUAAAGAAUGGACAAGUUCCUCUAUGCAGAACUUUGACACAUUUCAUCAAACAAGCUGAUGUGCUGCAAACACACAGAACUACACACUGUAAAAGAAAUGAGUGCACUGAGCUGUGGUGUCAUUGGAGUUAAUGGGCUCAAUUCUCUUCUAAAUAACAGAACAAAAAAGAACUGCACAGCACUGAGUUUGUUGUUGCGAGAUCUUCAGAUGAUGAAGCUGCCUCAGCAUCAUUUCUUCACCUGCUCCAGGCAGAAGUGUUCAUCAGCUGUGCAGCUCUGAUCAUACAGCAGAUACGUUAUAUUGUGACAAUAAUAAUAUAAUAAUAAUAAUAAUAAUAAUAAUAAACCAGCUUCAUAUAUUCAGUGCUCCACUGCUUUCACCAUGCUGACAGUUUGGUUUUGCUUCCUAGCCAAUACAAUGAAGGUGAAAGGCUUUUGUUUUGUAAUGUUCACAAAAUUGAAAAACAGCAUCUUUAUUUCAGAAACGGUGAUCAGGAUCAUCCACAGAGCUCACUGGAACUACUUUCUACUGAAGAAAUAGUCCCUGUGACACCUGUGAGACAUAUAGAACCUCACUGCUGCGAACAUCACUGUAAGAAAAACGGUUUUGUAUCAGUCAGUCUUCAUCUGUUAAAGGCAAUGCACACACACACACACACACACACAGUAUGACAUUCAUCAACACACCCAGGCUCAUUGUUUCCUCACAAAGCCCACACACUGCUCACUGCUCUCAGUUGAGACUUAAAAGAUUCAGUAAGAACUUUUGAAAACUGGAACACCUCACCUUCCUACAUGAAGUCUGUGGUGGAUAAAGUCAUUGACUGCAGUAAGUGUGGCUCAAACAGUUUCCCCUCAGCUUUGAUUGAAACAUUUCCUCUGAUAAUGUGGCACAUCUGUGCUGCUGGAGUUUCCUCUGCCUCAGCUGUAGUCUGCUCUCAGAACUAAGUUUGAUGAAUUAUUAAGUGUUCCUGUUGUGGAGCUCAAGCCGUCAGAGAGGAACACGCAGACUGAAAGUAGAGCUGACUGAACGUUAAAUGA
Molecule: messenger RNA, 3114 nt
Organism: Scomber japonicus (chub mackerel)
Lineage: Eukaryota; Metazoa; Chordata; Actinopteri; Scombriformes; Scombridae
Gene: sucla2
Product: succinate-CoA ligase ADP-forming subunit beta
Exons: 11
Coding region: 1-1434 (477 amino acids)
Biological process (GO): succinyl-CoA metabolic process; tricarboxylic acid cycle
Cellular component (GO): mitochondrion; succinate-CoA ligase complex
Molecular function (GO): ATP binding; succinate-CoA ligase (ADP-forming) activity
Source: RefSeq, a predicted model, not a curated record